AUGUUAAUAGUGGCUCCCAUCUACGAUCCUUUGGAUAUGGUAGUGCCUUUCACCCUGCCUGCUAAUCUGCUGCUGCAAUACAUGUGCCGACAACAGUUAGGAUGGGAGAAGGAGAUGGAGAAUACUGAGGUCAUCCAAUGGAAUUCAUGGCUUAUGUACUUCCCAAUGUCGCUGGUGAAGUCUACUCACUCUAGUAAUGGGAAGAGCCAGAGUGGCUCCUUUGAAAAGAUGAUCAUUCCAAGGUGGGAGUUAACUGUUGCAACUGUAGCAGCUCGUAUAGAUCAGAAGCUACGAUCAGAACUGAUGUUGAACUUAGAACAGUCUGUCUUCUGGACUGACACGACUUCAUUCAUCGAAGAAAUGCCAGCUGCUUCUCAAGUUGGACAAAAUUUGUUUUCACAGAAAUCUGAAACAAGGUCUCAAGUCUUAAAUGAGAACUGA
Messenger RNA from Penaeus monodon (black tiger shrimp), 441 nucleotides. RefSeq lists its product as uncharacterized. The transcript has 3 exons. The record is from RefSeq and is a predicted model, not a curated record. Bases 1 to 441 code for a protein of 146 amino acids. NCBI's taxonomy places the organism in Eukaryota, Metazoa, Arthropoda, Malacostraca, Decapoda, Penaeidae.